CAGUUAACCACUCCUCUGCAGCCAAUGCUAAAUACUUUUAGCGAGGCUCCAGGUCCAAGGUUAAUGUGAUAAUAAAUGUGUUGAAUGUUCUGCCUUCACUCUCUGCAGGGACACACUGUGAGGAGAGAGCCACAGAGGUCUGCAGGAUGGCCCAGGCAGACAGCAAGGUGCUGGUUCUGGGAGCUCUGGCUGGAGUGGCUGGCAUCGGUCUUGCUGUGGUGUGCUACAGAGGUUUAAGAUCAAAACGAAGAAGCUCCUGGCCAGGCUUCUACCUCAACAGCAAUAAUGAACAGGGGACCGGCCUCAUGCUCGUGGAUGGUCCAGGGAUGCCCCGCGGUCAAGUCGAGGUGCUGGAGCGCCUCGAGGCCCUGAUACAGUGUGUGUCUGAGCUGAAGGAGGAGAUGAAGUCUUUGAAGAACGCUCUGCCAACUCUACAGGACCACUUAAGGGAAGAGCUGAGGGGGCGAGAUGAAGUGAGGCGAGCCAGCCCCCACCACAGGACCACACCAACACGAAGGAAAAGGGCUGCAGGCAGCAUCACAGGGCCCAGAGCAGGGGGGCGGAGCUCCGAGGAGGCAGAGAGCGAAGGAGGGUAUAUAACAGCACUGACAGACUCUGAGGAAGAGGAUGAAGAGCUAAGCGAUGGACAGCAGAGUGAUAAAGAACAACCUGCAGACCAGCUCUCUGUCCUCCUCGAGAGGAUCGACAAUUUGCGCAAAGGCACUGACUCUGAAAAAAGGGAAAGUCUCGACCUUCUGCUGCAGCAGAGAGAGGAGUUUGGACAGAGCUCUUCGUUUCUUUGGCGGUUAACACGAGCUUACUGUGAUGUUCAUGACAUCAGCUACACUCUGGAGGAGAAGAAGAGUCACGCAGAAACAGGGAAGAAAAUUGGUGAGGAGGCGGUGGGCCUGAACCCUACAUGUGCUGACAGUCAUCAGUGGUAUGCCAUCAUGUGUGGGAUCAUGGCAGAAUAUGACACAGUGCAGAACAAGAUAAAGAACGGAUACAUCUUUAAGGAUCAUCUGGAUAAAGCCAUCGAGCUGAAGCCGCAAGACCCGCUGUCCUACUACCUGCUGGGCCGCUGGUGCUACGCCGUGGCUCAGUUAUCGUGGAUUGAGAGGAAAGUCGCUGCUACAUUAUUUGGAGAGCCCCCAAGUGCUUCAAUCGAAGACGCCCUGAAGAACUUUCUGAAGGUUGAGGAGCUCAAUCCAGGAUAUUCCAAGCUCAACUAUGUAUAUCUCGCUAAGUGCUACAGAGACAUUGGGCAGAGAGAGAGGGCGAAGAAGAUGUGUGAAGCUGCAUGUUCAAUGAAGGCUGAGUCCAAAGAGGAUGAAGAGGCACAAAAGGAGCUAGACUUACUCUGCCCGGCGUUGGGAGUGUGACCACAGCAGAGGAGGAUGUGUUUUUAAAUGCUGCUGAUAGUGUGUGUUUGUGUGUGUGUUUAUAGUGUUUAUUGAGAAGCCAUCAUGAUAAUUCACUCUGUGAGUGGAGGAAAGUGUGCUGUGGCAUCAUAACAGCUAUGAGAGCUGGAGCUACCACAGCCAGAGCCGUCCUCUGUGGUUUUAAAUCAGAGUUUUGUUCUUUUUAUUCUGUUUUUUAUUUUUAAUGGUGGAAAACAAACCUUCUGUUUCUGGUUUUAUUAAAUCAGAGAGGUCUUUAGUUUCCUUCCUUUAUCAAAUCAAGUCAUUUAAAAACUAGAAUAAUCAUAGGUAAUAGUUAAUGUUUUUAACUGUAGCAUAUAUAUACAGUUCAUAUAUUCCCAGUGGAUCUGUGCAGCAGCGUGUAGCAGACGCCCUCUCAGACCACUGUGCUGACACAGAAGUGUCUCCAGGAUACACAGCUUCCUUAAAAACAAAAACUUCUCACUCUUAAGGUGACCUGCAGGACUUUCUGUUCUUCCUCUUCCGUCCUGUUUUUUUUUUUGUGUGUGUCUCCAAUGACACAUUGAAGAGGCAAUAACAAAAUGUUGUCAGACAAUGGUGCACCCAAACAAAGAUCUAUGAAUGUUGUGCCCUCAGAGCGACCUCUUCCUUCUGCCUUCAGUCAGACCAGCUCUCUGACUACAUUUAAAUCCACAUUUCAGAGAAAUGAUGGGAUGAAAAUGACAUUUCUAUCAUAUCUGAUGAACUCUAUUAUCUGUCCAUUAAAGACUAUUUUUUAUUAUCAUACAGCAACCAUCCACUGAGUUUAAGCUCAGGAUAUUCAAAUCUUAUUAUCUAAAGAUUUAAGUUGUAUCUAUUUUUGUUGAACUUUUUAAUCUGACAAAAUCAUUACCAUUUCAUCCAAGAUAAUGUAUAGGGAAAAUUCAAGGCAAACCUGGGCAGUUAUUCAGUAAAGAACAUUUGUAAUUAUCUUUUGGCUACCUUUAGACAGCAAACAGGUUCAUGCUUGGGUAUCAAAUGGGUUUAAUCUACCCUCUUCCAGAUUUUUACUACCCAUUGUCUUUUUAGUUGAGAGUCAAUAAGUAAGGGACAAAUUUGUGUCAGUAUGUCAGAUUUUGUGGUGCAUGAAAAUUCUUAAUCAGAGUGAUGGUUAUAAUGUUCAAAAGGAAACAAAUGUCAGUGUUUUGUUGGAUAGAUUCUCCUUUAUGUACAUUAAAAUCUCCAGCCAGUCCAUCAGGUAUCAUUAAUCAGUAUAAAUAUAUCUUCAGCCUUUCAAAUAGCAGCAACCAAUGAUAUAGGCAUGUAGACAUGGUUGAGAUGAUCAGUUAAAGCUCAAACCAAGCAUGUUAUAAGAUGAUUUAAGUGGCUUUGAAUGAGCUAUGGUUGUCGGUUCCAGACAGGCUGGCCUGAACAGCAUUUCUCUGCAGGGAUGCAGAAUAUUGGAUUUUUGCCUCAGCCCUUAAAACACACUCGAAUGUUUAGGGAUGAACAAAGAAGCAAACUUAAGUCCUUAGAAAUUACAUUUAAGUUUAAGAAAUGUGGAUGAAAAAAGAAAAACAAAUAGGCUGAUGUUGGUCCUGCCUAAAAUCCACAAAUAUAUUCCUACAUGCGGUGGAUAUUUACAGCUGAUAUGCUGUACUUUGCAGAAUUUCUAGGCAUGUUUGGGCCAAAAAUUGAGGCUGCAGUAAAGUGUAGAUGUGACGAGUAUGCUGCCUCAGGGCACCAGCAGUGAAGGAGGAUUGGCACAACCACCAGUCAUGCUCUGGAUGUCCUUCCAUAUUACCAGGGCCAUGGGAAAAUAAUCGUUUGAAAAAAAAAAAAACUAAAGUCCAAACCUUAAGGGUGGACAGUAAGGAAUGGAUGUGGCAAGUAAGCUCGGCCUAGGGUACUGUCAGGACUGGUAGAAAGGUUUCCAAGAGCCCCUGGUCGUGCUGUGAAUGUCCCAAGGGCCCAAAUACCACUGGCGGUUUCCGGGCGUAUUACCAGGGGUGAAAAGGCCUGGACAAAAGAGUUUUCAUCAAGCUUGAUCUUGGCUACCAAGCAACACGUGUCGAACGUGUCAUGCUUGACUCUGCCCAUUGGGCAUGUGAUGAUUCCUGAGCACCUUGCAUGCCUGAAACAUAUGCACAUAAUUGUAUAUCAGUUGAAAAUAUCAUAAGAAAAUGUCAGCUGUCAAUGCAGACAAUUAACUUUUUAAGCUAAUAUCUCCUUAUACUGAUAUCUAAGUUAAAUAUCAUGCAUCCCUAGUUAUCUGGGUCACACUGCUCUGUUGAUGGUGGUCUGAGGAGAAUGACCAGGCUAGGUGGAGCUGAUAGAAAGACUACAAUAAGUCCAAUAACAAGGUGUUAUCACAGAGGUAUGCGGAAGAGCAUCUCUGAACAGAGAGCAAAUCAAACAUUGAAACAGAUGAGAUGGCAUCAGAAUACCACGCCUGCAGCCGCUCCUGUCAGUAGAGUACAGAAAACUGAGGCUGCGAUUCAUGCAGGCUCAUCAAAAUUGGACAAAAGAAGACUGUGACAGUGUUGCCUGGUCUGUUUUGGCAUUAACAACAUGAAAGCCCACUAGACUGUCAACAGCCAUGGCAAGCUCAAAGUCACUUAAAUCACCUUUCCUAUCCAAUCCAAUGCUCCUUCUGAAUUCAGCACAUCAUUUUGACCAUGUCUACAUGUCAGAAGGAUUUGGUUGCUGCCAUGUGAUUGGCUUAUUCGGUAUUUGUGUUAUUGACUUGUUGAACAGGUGUACCUAAUGAAGUGGUUGGGGAAUUUAUAUCAAGCUCUGACUCUUAAAUUCGAUUUCUCUAUUGUUAUUUUUUUCAUCUGUGGGAUGGAAAUCCUUUUUAAGGGGACAUUUUAUAAUGGCAUUUUACAGAAUUGUACCAUUAAAAGCCUCUGAGUUGAAAAAUGAAAAUACAAAUAGGAGGCUGUAUGUAUACAACUAGAACAUCCAGAACAUCAUGGUGCGGCUUCAUUUGUACUCAAAGAACAAAUAAUAUGAAGUGUAACAAAUGACUUGUGUGCAUGUGAGUGAAGGUGCAAAGAGAGUUAGGUUGAUGGAGCUGCAAUAAAAUAAAAAGGAGUUUAGCAAAAGCUGUAAUUAAUUAAACAUGUAUGAUGGCCUCAUAUCCUACAUUCCAGGUUAGCAAAAGCCACUAAAAUAUGAUUGGAUAAGACUUACAUGGUGUUCAAAGAAUUGAUUUCAUGACUUUUAUGCAUUACUGACUUGUGAAACGUGCUUCCCUUGAAUCUUUUCGAUGCAAAUUGAAUGCAAUGUAAGAUUUUAGUUUAUUUAAUUCUUGAGAUUUGUUUUUAUUUUAGAGUUUAGUUAAGUUAUAUUAGAGCUGUGCAACAACUAAAAGAACUGUUCUUUAUUGUCACUUUACCAAUGUUUCGACCAGCAUAACGAAUGUAUUUGGUUUGAUUCACAUGCCAAAGCAAUUCCUUAAAGUUAUAUGACACCUGAAACACUACACAGAGAUGAUACUGUAUGGUUUAUGACAGGCAGCGUGCACUGAAUGAUUAAUGGUACUGGAAUCUAUAAUUAAAUCUUUG
Cheilinus undulatus (humphead wrasse) is the source of this 4930-nucleotide messenger RNA. RefSeq names its product regulator of microtubule dynamics protein 2. NCBI's taxonomy places the organism in Eukaryota, Metazoa, Chordata, Actinopteri, Labriformes, Labridae. The record is from RefSeq and is a predicted model, not a curated record. Bases 147 to 1382 code for a protein of 411 amino acids. Gene Ontology annotation, cellular component: cytoplasm; spindle microtubule; mitotic spindle pole. The transcript is spliced from 11 exons. Gene Ontology annotation, molecular function: microtubule binding.